Messenger RNA from Misgurnus anguillicaudatus (oriental weatherfish), 2993 nucleotides. RefSeq names its product haloacid dehalogenase-like hydrolase domain-containing 5. NCBI's taxonomy places the organism in Eukaryota, Metazoa, Chordata, Actinopteri, Cypriniformes, Cobitidae. Gene Ontology annotation, cellular component: mitochondrion. Gene Ontology annotation, biological process: glycerophospholipid biosynthetic process. The record is from RefSeq and is a predicted model, not a curated record.
AAAUGUAAUAACCCUCUAUGACAAGACUGUUAGUGUAAUAUUUAAACUUUCAGCAACGCGACGUAACUGAAAUGCUUCCUUUAUAUGCACAAGCGAAAUUAGUAUUUGCUGCUCACGCCACUCGCAAGAGUUCGUUGAUUUUACACGCGGCGCGUCCCGAUUCUGUCGCGUCGCUCGCGUUCAGAGGAUGGGGGUAUCAGAUUGCCAUUCGAUUCCUCCUGUCGGCGAGGUAGAGGGUUUAUUUCCUGGCUGAAGUGUUUGGACAGAUACUGACCACCUCCUCUGUCGUCACGUCACACAGCUACAAAAGCUACAUGGAGGAAUCGAAUGCAGUCGAAACCGGCCAGAAAAGCGGAUCGGAUAGCGCUGUGAACGCAAAAUGAAGGUCUUGAACGCGCUCGUGUGUGCCAGGCGUGCGGCGGUGGGGCGAUGCGGACUGUGCACUCAGCUUCAGCCCAGCUUUGGAUUGUUGUUUGAUAUUGAUGGAGUCUUGGUUCGAGGAAAGACCCCGAUCCCAGCAGCAAAGAGAGCCUUCCAGAAGCUGGUGGAUUCAAAAGGGCAGUUUUUGGUUCCCGUCGUCUUUGUCACAAAUGCUGGCAACUGUUUACGGCAGAAGAAGGCAGAUCAGCUGUCUCACAUACUGGGUGUUCAUAUAUUGCAAGAUCAAGUCAUGAUGUCUCACAGCCCUUUGAGGAUGUUCAAGAAAUACCAUGACAAGUGUGUGCUGGUAUCUGGACAAGGACCUGUGCUUGACAUUGCCAAAAAUGUGGGCUUUACAAAUGUGGUCAGCAUUGAUAUGUUAAGAGAGUUUCCCCUGCUGGACAUGGUGGAUCACAACAGACGUCCAAAAUUACCGUCUUCACCUGUGGUGAACCUCCCUAGAGUUGAAGCCGUGGUUCUGUUUGGGGAGCCCAUACGAUGGGAAACAAACUUACAGCUCAUCAUAGAUGUCCUUCUUACCCAUGGGAAUCUUAGCAAUGUGUAUGAGAGCACACAUUCUUCUCAUCUGCCACUCUUAGCCUGUAAUAUGGAUCUAAUGUGGAUGGCAGAAGCCCAUUCACCAAGAUUUGGGCAUGGCACUUUCAUGGUGUGUUUGGAGAGCAUUUAUAAGAAGAUCACUGGUAAAGAUCUGAAGUAUGAGGCACUUAUGGGAAAACCCAGCGAACUGACGUACCAUUUUGCUGAGUAUCUGAUUAGGGAACAAGCUGCACAGAGAGGCUGGAGAGAACCAAUCAGAUCCCUCUAUGCUGUCGGGGAUAACCUGAUGACUGAUAUUUAUGGUGCCAACCUCUACAACCGCUACCUCGAAGAAAGGACGACUAACAAGACCACAAAAGCAGUAGCAAAGGUGGGGACAAGCAAACAAGUCCCCACCACAGUCACUAAGGAAGUGGAUAUGAACAAUGGUUGGGAAAGUGAACUUGCUUCGCCCUCUGCCACCUCCUGCAAAUCCAUUCUGGUUUGCACCGGAGUCUACAACCCCCAUUUGGAGUUGCCUAAAGAUGCAAACCAGUGCAUCAAAGAGACAGUUUUCCACGGGCAUCGUGAUUUCCGCUUUGACCCUGCUUUGGUUGAGCCAGAAAAAGUUGUUCAGGAUGUGGACGCUGCGGUUGAACUUAUUUUUGAGAUUGAAAAGUCUGAGACAGCAUAGUUAAUAUAUCAAUGUUUUGACAAAUUUUGCCAUGUUUGGUACUAUAGUGUCAGCUGUACUAAGGGUGGGUUAUUUUUGACCCAUAAUGGGUAAAUAUUGGACAGAACACGUGCUGGGUUAUAAAAUUGACCCAAUGCUGGGUUAUUUUAACUCAACUGCUGGGUUAUUAUACCCCAUGGUUGCAUAUCAACAACCCAACAUUGGGUCAUUUUUAACCCAGCACGGGGUCAUUUUUAACCCAGCAUGUGUUCUGUCCAAUAUUUACCCAUUAUGGGUAAAAAAAAUAACCCAGCCAUUUUUAGAGUGUAUCCAACAUUUUCAUUUUUUAAGCCUUUUACAAAAUAAACACAAUUCAGAACUGAGGCAACAGGAGGAAACAUUCAAGAUCUUAUGGCAUUUAAUCUGUUCUUUAAGGGGUGGUUCAAUGGUAUUUCAUGCAUUCUGACUAAUUAACACUGUUUAAAGGAGGGGUGAAUCAAAUACUCAUUUUAACUUGAUAAUUUGUUAUAUAUAUAUACAGGGCUUGACAUUCAUUUUUUGCUCACCAGCCAACGUGGCUAGUUGUUUUCCAAAAUUACUAGCCACUCAGCAUUUUCACUGGCCACAAUUUUGUUGCUGGUAAAAUAAAUUUUAUAUGGAUAAACUUGACUUUGGCAUCCGAAAAUGACUUUAAAUCGAGAACAUUUACUUGGUUUAGCUAAGUUAGAUGCAGAUUGAAUUCAAAUGCAGUCUGACCACCCAAAUUAAGACAACAUUUAUUAGCUGGUAUAUCAGUAUUAGGGCUGUCCUCGACUAAGGAUUUACAUAUUCGAAUCAGAAUUGUCGAAUCUUUUCAUAGUCGACCGAUAGUCGAAUCAUCUAUGUGUGUGUGUGUGCAUGGUUUGGGAGGGGGUCAGACCAGGUACAAAUUGAUAACUUUUAUUUUCUUUCACAAGCAGCACACAUAAACAAGUUUCUGAUAAAGUGACCUAAACUGUCUUUCAAGUGAUGAACGAAGACAAAACUGAUGAUGCAUUUAUAUAUUUUUAAGGUAAAAUGUAAGGCAACAUUUGUUUAAUUAUUCCUCAUAACAUUUUAAAGCCACGAUCUACAGAACAUCACACAAAAAAACUUUUUGAUAACUAAACCUAAAAAUAUAACAAAGGUGAUCCUGCCUUGAAAACCUCGGCUAAUUCAGUGUUUUUAUUUAAUUUGGAGAUUAAGCGCGUCAAAGCAGUCAUGACAAAAAAAAAAAAACGACAAAUGAGAAAUGACAAAUAAUUUGUGAUUGUUACUGCAAAUUAUAAAAACUAAGCUUUAUAUACAAUUUAUAAAAACACUGAAAUUAAUGAUUUUAUAGACA